Messenger RNA from Westerdykella ornata, 514 nucleotides. RefSeq lists its product as uncharacterized. The transcript is spliced from 6 exons. Lineage: Eukaryota; Fungi; Ascomycota; Dothideomycetes; Pleosporales; Sporormiaceae. Gene Ontology annotation, biological process: proton motive force-driven ATP synthesis. The coding region runs from base 43 to 348 and encodes 101 amino acids. The record is from RefSeq and is a predicted model, not a curated record.
UCCUCACACCAGUCGACCCAUCUUGCCAGCCCAGCCGUCAAGAUGAGUUUUAUUCAGAAGCGCGGUCUCUCGACCCUCAUUCCUCCCAAGGUUGCUUCUCCCAAUGCUAUUGGAGCAUCUCCCAAUGCCGUCCGCAUGCAGAAAGUCGUGAGCUUCUACGAGAAACUGCCCCGUGGACCGGCUCCCGAGCGUGAGGCCAAGGGCCUUUUUGGACGUUACCAGAAGGCGUACUUCGGCAAGAAUGCCUCCGCGAAGCCCCUCGUUCACGCUAUCGUCGUCCUUACUCUCCUUGGUUAUGCGCAGAACUACUAUUUCCAUCUGCGCCACCACAAGAACAAUGCUCAUUAGACGGAUGCGAUACCACAUGACAGAGGCCGAUCGGGUUAGGCGUAACCGGCAUGUGUACAUAUAGCAUGUAGCAGUUCAAUCUCAUAGGUUUAUGAGCCUUCAUCCACUUCUCCGUGUGGUCUGUACGAUUGCUUCGCAUUGUUUCGUUGGCUAUGGCUGUCCUGGC